AUCAUUAACCAGAUCAUGGACGUGUGCAUCCCCCAGGACCGCGCCCCACGGGAUUUCUGUGUCAAGUUCCCCGAGGAGAUCCGGCACGACAACCUGGCCGGCCAGCUGUGGUUUGGUGCUGAGUGCCUGGCCGCCGGCUCCAUCAUCAUGAACCGCGAGCUGGAGAGCAUGGCCAUGCGGCCGCUGGCCAAGGAGCUGACCCGCAGCCUGGAGGACGUGCGCGGCGCCCUCCGCGACCAGGCGCUGCGCGACCUCAACACCUACUCCGAGAAGAUGCGCGAGGCGCUCAGGCACUUCGACGGGCUCUUCGCCGAGUUCGAGCUGAGCUACGUGUCGGCCAUGGUGCCCGUGAAGUCCCCCCGGGAGUACUAUGUGCAGCAGGAGGUCAUUGUGCUGUUCUGCGAGACGGUGGAGAGGGCGCUGGACCUCGGGUACCUGACCCAGGACAUGAUCGACGACUACGAGCCGGCCCUCAUGUUCACCAUCCCCCGGCUGGCCAUCGUGUGUGGCCUCGUGGUCUACGCAGAUGGACCCCUGAACCUGGACCGCAAGGCGGAGGACAUGUCCGAGCUAUUCCGGCCCUUCCACACGUUGCUGCGGAAAAUCAGGGAUUUGCUGCAGACCCUGACCGAGGAGGAGCUUCACACGCUGGAACGGAGCCUCUGUAUUUCCCAAGACGUGGAGUUCCCCAUCCGGACGGACGCCCCGGUGCCCCCCGCCCUGGAGCCCGCCCUGCCUGCACCCCUCGCCCCGGCGGAGCCCAGGCGCACGGAGGCGGAGCUGGCCUGCUCCAUGCAGAACGAUGACCAGGAGCUGGAGCAGCUCAGCCGCAUGGUGCACAGGGCCGGGGACGCGAUGUCCUCCCUCCUGUCCCCGCCCAGCGCCUGCCCGUCCCCCGCGCACAGGCCGGGCGCCGAGGGCAGUCCCCUCGGGCAGGCGUCCCCGGGCCGCGCACGGCCGCCUCCAGCGGUCAGCGACGAGGAGGAGGGGCCGGUGUUCUUCAUGGAGGACGUGGACGGGGCGGCAGAGCCCCCGGGCGGCCAGUCUGGGUGGGCGGGCGACCCGCAGGAGGGAGGGCGGGGCGGGGAGAGCGGAGCGGCGGCCGAGCAGGGGGACUUGCGUAACAACAACAGCAUCGCGGGCGGCGAGACGCGGGCCGUGCGCCCCAACUCCUGCAGCUGCCUGGACUCCCGGCCUCCCCUGGACGGCUGGGAGGUGAGUGCGGAGGACGCCCAGACGGCCGAGCUGAUCGCCCACCGGACGGGGGGCAUGAAGUUCUCGGCCACGGUCAUCUUCAACCCCAAGUCGCCCACCUCCCUGGACUCUGCCCUCGCCGCCCCGGAAGUCCCCGGAAACAGCAUCUCCCCGUCGGAGCCCGCGGCCGGGGGGACGGAGGGCGGCCCCCACAAACUCGGCGCCGCGGCCGCCAACGGCCUCCUGCACUCCUGCGUGUGCUGCGGGGGCUGCGGGCGCGGCCGGGAGGAUGCAGCCGAGAGUCCGCGGGGCAAGUGUGGCGCGGGGAGCGUCAUCCGCUCCUCGUACGUGGGCUCCGCCCAGGCCGGCGCCAAGGGCUCGGCCGCGGGACUGCUGGAGGCCCCGCCUGCCCCGGAGGCCUCGCCCACGGGCGCUCCAGAUCCCCCGCCCUCAGAAGACGCCCCCAGCGGGCAGGAGCCCAAAGCCCCUGCUUCGGACACGUGCUUGGCGCACCGCUCAGGGCCCCAGCUGGAGGCCGUGGACAGGCUGCCCGGAGGGGGCGACAGCGCUGGCGCAAGUCAGCAAAAGGAGGCUGAGGCCGCCCAGCCCCCGGAGGCCGGGGAGGAGCCCCAGCACCUGCCAGGCUCCAGCGGCUCCCCGGCCAGUUCCUGCUCCUCAGACAAGGUGGGGCCAGAGGCAGCCCCCGUGGCCACCAGAGAGAAGAUCCGCUCCCGGUUCCACGGCAGCCACGACCUGAUCCACCGCCUGUUUGUCUGCAUUUCAGGCGUGGCCGACCAGCUGCAGACCAACUACGCCAGUGACCUGAGGAGUAUCCUCAAGACCCUCUUCCAGGUCAUGGCCACCAAGCCAGAAACGGACACCAAGGAAAAGUCAAAGAAGGUCACCCAGACCCUGCGGAGCGCGGCCUUGGAGGACUGCGCCCUGUGUCAGGAGACCCUGUCAUCCUCCGAACGUGCAGCCAAGACCCGAGAGGGAGACUUGGAAGACCCGCCUGAGUGGGUCCCGGACGAGGCCUGCGGCUUCUGCACCGCGUGCAAAGCCCCCUUCACCGUCAUCCGCAGGAAGCACCACUGCCGCAGCUGCGGGAAGAUCUUCUGCUCCCGCUGCUCCUCACACUCGGCGCCGCUGCCCCGCUACGGGCAGGUGAAGCCGGUCCGCGUGUGCACGCACUGCUACGUGUUCCACGUCACGCCCUUCUACAGCGACAAGGCGGGCAUCUGA
Messenger RNA from Hippopotamus amphibius kiboko, 2436 nucleotides. It is a transcript of the gene ZFYVE28, whose product is annotated as zinc finger FYVE-type containing 28. The record is from RefSeq and is a predicted model, not a curated record. Gene Ontology annotation, molecular function: metal ion binding. The transcript has 11 exons. Lineage: Eukaryota; Metazoa; Chordata; Mammalia; Artiodactyla; Hippopotamidae. Bases 16 to 2436 code for a protein of 806 amino acids. Gene Ontology annotation, cellular component: early endosome membrane. Gene Ontology annotation, biological process: negative regulation of epidermal growth factor-activated receptor activity.